UCGUGGUCAGUUUGAUUGCAACCUUCGUACUGCACCGAUAGGAUUGGAUACUGAUCUCGUCGUGAAUUUGAUUUUAUCCACAAAUUUUGUUUCAUAGUGUGUGACAUUAGAAAAAAAUGUAUUCUUGGAGAAAUAAAAAAGUAUCUAAAGAUUGAUUCUUUCUUACGUUCGACAAAGACAAACUUGUAGAAUAUUUGAUUAAUUAAAUAAUUAUUAAAAAAUUCAAUACCACAAUAAAAUAAAAAUGAACGGAAAUAAUAAUUGUGUGACAAUAAUCGUGGGAUUAAUUUGUGUUCUUAAUAACGCACAAUCGGCACUCAAUUUUAAUAAUGAUCGGGAUAGUAACAAAAGCUUUAAAAGUGUUCCGACAACAGUGAAAACAGCUGAAAAUGAUACCGUUUUACUUCCUUGCCAUCACAAUACUCCCUUUAGAUACGUGCGGUGGCAUAGAGAUGACGUGCCUUUAGUUGACUCUCGUCAUCCAGAAAACCCGACACCGGAACGGAUUCACCUAUGGUUGAACGGAAGCCUGCAAGUUUCCAACGUGCAAGCGACAGACACUGGUGAAUACUAUUGCGAAAUUAUGGCCAACACCGGCCAUGCCGUGCAGAUCCACGCAAUUGAGGUUCAAUACUCCCCCUCGAUUGUAUCCGAACCGAGUGGGUUCCUUGAAUUACCUGUUGGUUCUAUAUUUGAAAUAACGUGCGAGGCAAAAGGUGUCCCACCGCCUGUUAUAACAUGGCGACAUAAUGGUAUCUCAAUCGAAAACUAUAACGUUGGAAAUCGUCAGAAUCACAUCGUCGAAGUGAGGUCUCGUGAAAUGUCCGGUCCCAUUGAUUGUCUGGCCACAAACGGUGUUGGUGAGUCUGCUGUUGCCGGUGUUCACUUAAAUGUUCUCUUUAGCCCAGAAAUUCAAGCCGUUCAUACAGUGGUUCACACGAAAAUCAACAUGCGUGCUCAUCUCGAGUGUCUGGUGGAAGCGGCUCCAUCUGCCACAGUUCAUUGGUUUCAUCAUGGAGUACCAGUUGGAAUAGAUUCAAGAAUCGCCCGUCAUGACAAUGAAUUGGAGUCAAAUCGUUCCCUAUCGCACUACUACACGGUAUCGAAGCACAUCUUAAUCAUAAAAAAGGUCAAAGAUUCUGAUCUGGGUGUUUAUGAAUGCCGGGCAGAGAAUAAGAUUGGUUUCAAAGGGGUGGCGAUAGAUUUGACAGGCCGACCCAUGCCAUGUGUCUUUAAAAUAAAUCCCGCAGUACAGAGCUCAACAUCGCAUAAUAUGAUAUGGCAAACAGAGAGUCAGUCGCCCAUCAAUGAAUUCAAGUUGAAGUUUCGACAAAUUCCAUCGGGAAAUGUGACACCACAAAACAGGGCUUUUGCCAUUGAAUGGACAGAGCUGACUAUUCCUUCAGAGUUUUCAGAAGGUCCAAUCCACACAACCGCUUACAACCUGCGAGGACUACAACCUGCUAGCUUAUAUGAGGUUGCUGUAUUAGCUAGGAACCGAUUCGGAUGGAGCGAUAACAGCAAAAUUGUGAGAUUCGCUACUGGUGGUGAAGUUGAACUUCCGAACUACUCAACUGAAUCCAUGCAAUAUGAACAGGAAAUCGAAGAAGAUUUUUUAAACGAAAUAACACAAAGUUCACAAACAUCAAAUGUCGGUGUCACAAAAAUUCGUCAAGUAGUUACCUACUCUAAUGCGAUUAGAACUUGUACAUUUAAAACUAUUUUAUUGAUACUGGGAAUUAUUUAUAUUUUGUAAAAGUUUAUAGUAAUUUUGGUAGUAAAUAAAGCCGUAAGGUUAAUUUUUGUA
This is a messenger RNA of Eupeodes corollae, 1807 nucleotides long. It is a transcript of the gene wrapper, whose product is annotated as hemicentin-2. Bases 245 to 1756 code for a protein of 503 amino acids. The record is from RefSeq and is a predicted model, not a curated record. Gene Ontology annotation, cellular component: axon; plasma membrane; neuronal cell body. Gene Ontology annotation, molecular function: protein binding; axon guidance receptor activity. Gene Ontology annotation, biological process: homophilic cell-cell adhesion; synapse organization. The transcript has 6 exons. NCBI's taxonomy places the organism in Eukaryota, Metazoa, Arthropoda, Insecta, Diptera, Syrphidae.